AUGGAACUCCGGUCCCCAGACCGUGCCCGGGAGGUGGAACGUCCCAACCCUGGGCACGGCCGACAACCUCAUCCUUGGACUCCCCGGGACGGGGAAUGGCGGCGUCCGGCUCUCGGGGGGCCGCUCGCUCCAAAGUCCCCAUCCAGAGGCGGGGCUGGGGGAGGGGGAGUCCGGGCAGGUCUGGGUGGGAGGGGAAGCGGCCAACCAAGUUACCUCGGGACGGUCCCGUCUGCUGAGGAGACAGGCGGCGAGGUCCCCAGGCCGCGGGCGGCAGCGAGGGCUACUGCAGUCUCCUCCGCCCCAUUGUUUCCCUUCCCAGUGGAUCCCCGGCCGAGCGGCUGUGGCAGGGAGCGAGCCCGGGAACCAGGAAGUUCCCCGGCGCGACACCUCCUGCGGCCGCUAUGGAAACGGCGCCUCGCCCCCCCCCUCCCUCCUCCCGGCCCCCGGGCCCGGCCCCGCCCCGCCCCCCCCAGCCCGGUGACCCCGCCCCCUCGCCUGGGCCCGGCCCCGCCCCUGCCCCGCCGGCCGCUACUAACCGCCGUCGCCAUUUUGACGCUGUCCACAGCAUUUCCCCCCCGCAGUGGCCUCGCUCUCGGAUUCUUACCCCUCCCUCUGGCCUCGCUUUCGCCUUCGCUGCAGGUGACGUGCAGCUCCGGGAGCCAAGCCUCCUCCCCGGCACCGCCCGCGUGCUGA
This is a messenger RNA of Trichosurus vulpecula (common brushtail), 693 nucleotides long. Its product is annotated as basic proline-rich protein-like. Lineage: Eukaryota; Metazoa; Chordata; Mammalia; Diprotodontia; Phalangeridae. The record is from RefSeq and is a predicted model, not a curated record. The transcript has a single exon. The coding region runs from base 1 to 693 and encodes 230 amino acids.